Molecule: messenger RNA, 889 nt
Organism: Carlito syrichta (Philippine tarsier)
Lineage: Eukaryota; Metazoa; Chordata; Mammalia; Primates; Tarsiidae
Product: transcription factor E2-alpha-like
Exons: 10
Biological process (GO): regulation of transcription by RNA polymerase II; immunoglobulin V(D)J recombination
Cellular component (GO): transcription regulator complex
Molecular function (GO): DNA-binding transcription factor activity, RNA polymerase II-specific; RNA polymerase II cis-regulatory region sequence-specific DNA binding
Source: RefSeq, a predicted model, not a curated record
AUGAACCAGCCACAGAGGAUGGCGCCCGUGGGCACGGACAAGGAACUCAGUGACCUCCUGGACUUCAGCAUGAUGUUCCCGCUGCCCGUGGCCAAUGGGAAGGGCCGGCCCGCAGCCCUGGCUGGCACGCAGUUCGGAGGCCCAGGUCUCGAGGCCCGGCCCGGCCCAGGCUCCUGGGGCGCCAGCGACCAGGACGGCGACGCCAGCCGGACCUAUGGCGACGGUGCGCACUUCGGGGAGCCCCCCGGCAGCCUGUCUUCGUCCACAUUUCCGGGACCAGGCCUUGGAGGUAAGAGUGGCGAGCGGAGUGCAUAUGCCCCGUUUGGGAGAGAGACGGGCGGCGGCAGCUUGACUCAGCCAGGCGCGUCGGCAGGCCCUGGGCGCGCGCCUCACCUCUCUCUGCCCACAGGCUCCCGUGGGACCACGGCCGGCAGCUCUGGGGACGCCCUCGGGAAGGCGCUGGCCUCGAUCUACUCCCCGGACCACUCCAGCAAUAACUUCUCAUCCAGCCCCUCCACCCCCGUGGGCUCCCCCCAGGGCCUGGCAGGGUCCCCGGAGGAGGUGGCCCCAGGCCAGUCCUCUAAAGCCAUCGCCUGUGACCAGGCCCAGAACAAGAUGGAGGACCACCUCGACGAGGCCAUCCACGUGCUUCGCAGCCACGCCGUGGGCACGACUGGCGACUUGCACGGGCUCCUGCCCAGCCAUGGGGCGCUGGCUUCAGGCUUUGCGGGCUCCGUGGCACUGGCUGGGCGCCCCGCUGGCCUGGUUGGCGGCGGCCACUCGGAGGACGGCCUCGCUGGCAGCGCCGGCCUCAUGCACAACCACGCCACCCUCCCCAGCCAGCCCGGCGCCCUUCCUGAUCUCUCGCGGCCACCUGACUCCUACAGCG